AUGGCAGGAGAGCCAGAACCCCAGCAGCCAGGGAGCCAUGAGUGUCUGACCGGAGUCCCCUGGCUCCUGCUGCUUCUCUUCUCCUUGGGCCUCUUCUCUGUGCUUUUGUUGGCCACCCUGGUUCAAGGAUUCCGGAAUCUCCACCAGGAGAGACCCAGGAUGAUAGGGGGAUCCCCAGCUUGGGUGAGGAGUAACUGUGGUCCUGAGUUGGAGAAGGUGUGUGAUAUGGGCAAGUACAAGUACAAGGAUGCUGAAUGCAGGGCAGGAUGGGAGGCCAUGGAGCCCUGUGUGAUGUCCUGCAGGCUGGCAGUGCUGGAAGAAUCAGUGUCUGAGACUAGGGUUCCUCCCCAACAGAUUCCUUCCAGCUUGGAGCAGAUCCAGCAGCAGCUGAUCCAGAUCAAUGCCUCAUUGGUUGGUCUGUACUGCCCCUGCCCUUCAGACUGGGAACUCUUCCAGGGAAGCCGUUACCUCUUCUCAUGGACCCUGGGCAGCUGGCAGGCCUCCGUCUCUGCCUGCCAGGAUCUGGGGGCCCACCUGGUAAUCGUCAACAGCAUUGCAGAGCAGAGUUUCCUCAAUCACUGUCACAUUAGAAAGAAUGAACUCUCCUCAAUCAGCCUCAGAGAGGACAAACGUGAAGCUUCACGGCAGUGGGUGGACCAUACCCCUCUUGUUUGCAGCUUCUGGAAAGAGGGUGAGCCCAACAAUGAUGUAGAUGAGGACUGUGUGAAGCUGAGAGAGGAUAGAUGGAAUGACAGCACAUGCACGGCGCAGAAUUUCUGGGUUUGUGAGCAGCCAGCAGCUCCCUGCUCUGACCCUCAGGGUCUCUGCUCCUCUAGUCUGCAUGGGAGGAAGGAGAACGAGCCUCACCCCUCAUCUCUCCUGCUGAGAAAGCUGGCUUUAGACUUGGCUGUUGCCCCAGCUUCUCUCCCUGAUGAUGCUGAGGAUGCAGUUUUACCUGGGGUAUAG
Messenger RNA from Nannospalax galili (Upper Galilee mountains blind mole rat), 966 nucleotides. RefSeq names its product CD209 antigen-like protein A. The transcript is spliced from 7 exons. Gene Ontology annotation, molecular function: carbohydrate binding. The record is from RefSeq and is a predicted model, not a curated record. Gene Ontology annotation, biological process: biological process involved in interspecies interaction between organisms; immune response. Gene Ontology annotation, cellular component: external side of plasma membrane. Lineage: Eukaryota; Metazoa; Chordata; Mammalia; Rodentia; Spalacidae. Bases 1 to 966 code for a protein of 321 amino acids.